AUGUUGCUCGAGCUACCUCGCAUCCCGCCCUCGUAUCUGCUCACCGGAGCGGCCCUUGCCUCGGCCGCUUUGGUUCUCAGCUCGUUCGCUGGCGCCCGAUAUGGCCUGCCCGGCCCCAAGGGAUAUCCCGUUAUCGGCUCGUUGCUGGACAUUCGGCCCUACCGCCAAAAGCUCCAGACACACACCUACUUUUACGAGCAGAGCCAGAUAUAUGGUUCGAUCUUUGAGGUCACCAUAAUGGGCAUGACCUUGGUGAUCGUUGUCGAUGCGCCGUCGGCCAAGCGCAUCCUCAAUACGCCUGCGGCUUUGGUUCGAGACGAGCGAGUCCUCUCUAUAUUCGAGGGCUUCUCUGCCAAAAGCCUCUUUCUUCUUUCCACUGCCCAAGGCGACGCGGCGUGGAAACGACAUCGCAAAAGCUUGCAGCCGGCCUUCAGUCCCACGCAUCUCAAGCGAGUCUUUGAGGCCACUGCCGAGAUUGUUGUCCAUCUAGAGGCCGCUGUUCGAUCCAGUAUCCAAGACAAGCGGUCGCUGAACGUCUUUGAUAUCUUCCAAAUGUUGACCAUCGAUGUGAUCGGCAAGGUGGCCUUCUCCGAGAACUUCAACUCGGUGCUGUCCAUGGUGGACGAGAAGGCCAAGAACCCAAAGCUUGUCCGUGUCGGGCAAUUGAUCAACGAAAUGGAGACUGUCAUCGUCAAGAGGAUCGAGGACCCCAUCAAACCCCUCUGGAGCCUCAGAGGAUACGGCCAUGCCGACGUCGAAAGAAUCGCCUCCCCGAUCCGGGAGUUCCUGAGGGAGAUCAUCGAGUCCAAGAAGCGGGCCAUCGACUCUUCCGAGACCAAGGACGAGAAGGACAUGGAUCUCCUCGAUCGUCUUCUCGUCGGCCAAGGCACCAAGUCGGAGAAAUUCAGCGAUGACGAGAUCAUGGACGAAGUCUUUGGCUUCUACUUUGCUGGUCACGAAACCACGACCAACACUUUGACCUGGAUGCUAUACGAUCUUUGCCAGAGGCCACACAUCUGCGACCGGAUCCGUCAGGAGCUCCGCGAGGUCCUUGGCAAUGACCGGCCGCUUUCGUGGGAGGACAUUUCGUCCCUCAUAUACCUGGACGCCUGCGUCAAGGAAACCUUCCGCCUUCACCCAAUCGUCUGUAUGCUUGGCCGGAUCGCCACGGAGCCGGUGACCGUCCUGGGCCGCACGUUUCCUCCGGGUGCCCGAUUGGUGGUCGAGAUCGAGGCUCUUCAUCGCAGCGAACUGUACUGGAAGAGUCCUGAGGAGUAUCGCCCCGAGAGGUUCCUUGAGGACGAAAUUGUUCCUGGCAGCUUCUUGCCCUUUGGUGACGGCCAGCACAAUUGUAUCGGCCAAAAGAUGGCAAUGAUCGAGAUCAAGGUCGUCAUGGCAAACAUUCUCCGACACUUCAACUUCACAAUGACACCGAACCAGGUUAUCGAGCCAAUCCAGACAGUCACUCAUGGCCUGAAGAACGGGCUGCUCAUUGACUUUGAGCAUCUCUGA
Messenger RNA from Polychytrium aggregatum, 1512 nucleotides. Its product is annotated as cytochrome P450. NCBI's taxonomy places the organism in Eukaryota, Fungi, Chytridiomycota, Chytridiomycetes, Polychytriales. The record is from RefSeq and is a predicted model, not a curated record. Bases 1 to 1512 code for a protein of 503 amino acids. The transcript is spliced from 5 exons. Gene Ontology annotation, molecular function: iron ion binding; monooxygenase activity; heme binding.